Callorhinus ursinus (northern fur seal) is the source of this 1981-nucleotide messenger RNA. The record is from RefSeq and is a predicted model, not a curated record. Lineage: Eukaryota; Metazoa; Chordata; Mammalia; Carnivora; Otariidae.
UGCGCUACGUCUGUUCAUCGGCUGCUUGGGCUUGUGACUAGAAUUGAGGCGUCGGAGCCUGUCACUCCCGCCCUGGCCUGGGCCUCUAGCGCCUGCAGGAGCGCCGGCUCUGAUCACCUGCGGUCUGGUUGUGUGCCUCAGUGGCUGCAGCUGCCCGAGGGUUUGUUCUGGGAGAGAGCUGAGAGCGCGGUGUCCUGGCGCGUGGAAGCCCCGCAGCUCUCGCGUCAUGGUGAAGAAGAAUAGUAUCCCCAACGGGUGGAGGACUGUGACGCCAAUUGGACAUCCUCUACCUGGAACGCGAUUUAUUGCUUUUAAAGUUCCUUUGAAGGGAGCAGUUAAUCAGAGACUUACUCCAACCCAGAAGUUUACACCAAAGGAUUUGAUUAGUGCAAUAAAAGCAUUAAAUGUGGAGCUUGGAUUAAUUAUCGAUCUAACAUACACCACAAGAUAUUAUGAAGUUAAGGAUUUACCUAAAAGUAUUCAUUAUAAAAAACUUUAUACUGUUGGACUUGAAGUCCCUGACAAUGCUACUAUUCUGCAGUUCAAAAAGUGGGUCAGAAAAUUCCUGUGGGAAAAUGCAGAAAAUGAUAAACUCAUUGGAGUUCAUUGUACCAAUGGAAUUAACAGAACAGGAUAUCUGAUAUGUAGGUACCUUAUCGAUGUUGAAGGCUGGGAUCCAGAUACAGCAAUUCAAGCUUUUGGUGAGGCCCGUGGUCAUCGAAUAGAUGGAUGUGUGUACUUAAAGGAUCUCAAAACUCGACCCAUGAGAAGUAAUCUUGGAAUGGAUGUCUGGGAUUCUGAUGAAGAUGUAAAUCCCCCUUCUAAUUCUUUGGAAGAACCUGGAGAUUGGUCCCCAAAUGAAGACUUUCAUGGGACUGGGAAAAGGUCAAGGCUUCUUAAUGACCAGCACCUUCGAAAUGAUGUACAGAUAAAGGAUUAUGAUUAUGUCAACAAUGGACCUGCCCAGAAGCAUGGGGAUUUUUAUAAACACCAGUGUAGUGACAGCAUGCCAGAAAAGAGACACCUGAGAAAUUGGGAUUUGGGUAACAAAGGACCAGGACCAAGAUGUUCAUUCUUUGCUAAUCACCAGUGUUAUGAUGUCUUCCAAGAGGAAACUGAUUUCAGUAACAAGAUACAUGGAACAAGACCAAGACCAUUUCAUGAUCACCAGCCUCACAGUGACUGGCAUGAAGCAGAUGCUGGAGAUGAUUUUGAUUUUGUUAGCAAAGUUGGUGGACAAAGGAGACAUUCCAUUCAGAGAUAUCAGGCCUAUAGUAACUGUUGGGAACCAUUUCCAUCAAAAGAUUUUGGUUUUAUUAACAGAAGCUGGGGACAAAAACGACGACCUUUCUAUAACCACCGUGAGUACCCACUUCAUGGUGAUUUUCAGGACCAGUUACUUGUACAAAGUUCUCAUUUUCUCAACAGAAGUGGUGGUUUUCAAAGGCAAAAACCUUCCCACCAGGACUAUUUUCAUGAUGAAAUGAAUUUGGAAGAUUUAGAAUAUACUGAUGAAGUAUCAGCGCACACACGAGGAUCUCUACAUGAUCAUUCCAACAAUGAUUUCUCAGAGAAAAUGUCAUUGAAAAAAUAUGUUAAUAGAGGUCAUGGACAAAGACUACCACCUUUUCCAAAGUUUCAGAAACAAAGGCAGUUAAGUAAUUUUGAUUUCAACAGUGGAACAGGACCAUGGCAAAUAUCUUCCUGUAAUCACCCACCUCAUGAUCCACAAGAACAGAUUCUAUUGGAAGACUUGGAUUUUGAACAGGAAACAUCCUUGCAAAGGCCACGAUCUUUUCAGGACUCCCCACUUCCUAAUAACAUAAAUCCUGAUUGGCAUUUAGAUAAGUGAGUCAUUUUAUUUUGCACAGUAAGGAACAGUACUUUUUACUCCAACAAAACACUCAGACUUCUUUCAAAUUAGGUAUUUGUAUAAAAGUGGUAUAAAUUGUCACCCAAAGCUAAAAUUCAGAUUUAUUCU